AUGAUGUCAGACCCGGAUGGGCAAGGCGACACGGUCAUGAUGCAGGCUUUCGAGACGCAGCCUGAUGAGACGAUGGAAACUGCCGAUGGCGAUAACGCACCCGCCGAGCAACCACCUCCUGUUCAGCCGCUCGAUGCGUCGGUUGCCGAGCCCUCUAUUAUGUUGGUCAAGCAGGAAAUCGCUUCCCCAAGUAGACGACUCCAGUCUCAGGAAAGCCGCUUGAACACGACACCGCUUUGGAGCGAUGCCGGGACACGCGGUCGUCCCCCGACUGAGCAAGGCCCCUCCUCUCCGGUUCCGCCGCCAGUCGUCCAAUCGUCGACCACCAAUUCUCCGAUUAGGAAGAGCAUUUUGGUGAAACCUGAGGAGUCGAGCACACCGCAGCCAGCCACGCAAAAUGCCAACUCACCUGCCAGGCGUGAUUCUACAUUUGCGGUGCCGGCCGUUCCCACCCGAUCGCCUCCGGCAAAACGGCGCAACCUUGGGCCCGGACCAUCCACGCAAGCUCAGUUGACCGAGUCGCAGGCCAGCGCCAGUUCGAUUCCCGAUUCCCUCGCCUCCCAAGGAGCAGCACUCGAAAAAGCGAAGCGCGCAAUGGUCAAUUUGUUCGACCAGAACGACCACGCCACCCCAGAGACCAGGUUGAUCAACCUGAUCAAGGAGCAGCGAGCACGCGAAUAUCUGCGUCGUCUGACCGACCUGACACAAGACCCAACGUGGGACCAAGAGGCCCUGGUCGCCAUCACGGCCAAAGUUGGCGACGUCGUUUGGUUCUACAAUUGGUUGCUGCCGGCCUCCGAUCUGCUCAGCGCUCCUGCUUUCGUCGAACGCGCGCGGGCGCGUAUGAUCUCAUGGGCUCUGCGCUGUACGGAAUGCUUUGAGCAGAUCCCGAUCGGUACACGGAAAGCGGUAAAAAGCGCCUUCUGCCCACAUUGUUUCGAAGCACAAGGCAAGCUCUUCCCUUGCGAGGCGCUCUACCGUAUCCUGGUGCCCGUUUGGUUCUAUGAUGACAACAGCCAGGAUCGUCUCAUCUACCUCCGCAUCGACAAUAUGGCUUUGACUCGGAUGGACCCGAAGUUUCAACUCUUCUCUGGGGACAAGGUGCCGGGACUCGUGGCGGCCACUGAUGCCGAAUGGGAGGCUGCUAACGACCAGAUUAUACAGCAUUUUGCGAGCAUCUGCUCCAAAUUCUACCUACUUCCGGCAAAGUCCGUGGUCCGCGGCCAUCCACGCGACGAUCAUGGGGAAACGGUGUUGAUGGACGUGCUCGACUGUCGCGUUCGGGCCAAGCUCCAC
This is a messenger RNA of Mesorhabditis spiculigera, 1296 nucleotides long. NCBI's taxonomy places the organism in Eukaryota, Metazoa, Nematoda, Chromadorea, Rhabditida, Rhabditidae. The record is from the annotation of a GenBank genome assembly.